Fusarium sp. VM40 is the source of this 3657-nucleotide messenger RNA. NCBI's taxonomy places the organism in Eukaryota, Fungi, Ascomycota, Sordariomycetes, Hypocreales, Nectriaceae. The record is from the annotation of a GenBank genome assembly.
AUGGCUAUCUUUACUGGCGGUCCAAGUGUCGCAAUCGACUCUCCCCGUCAUCUCACACUUCGUCAUGCCAGGAAUGCCGUUGAUCGAACCAGACAGCAAACGCUUCUGAAGGCCGUUUCUCUUGAAGCCCAGUCUGGGGAGGCCGACAAAGAGCCACCAGACCCCCAGGAUGAGGACCCAACUGCAUCUUUAGCGCCUGGACAAGCCCAGCUGCACUCAUACUGGGUACCUGGACUCACGGCAGGCAACAAACACGAGGUCUUCAUCACCCAAGAUAUCAAGGCUCGCACAGGCGAUAAGACCCUUCGUCUUCAAGCAAAACAGGACUUCUAUGUCGAUGCCCCUCGGUUUGUUCUCCCAGAGGGAUCCGUGUACUCCACGUAUCCACCUCAAGGAUACCCAGACGACCGUCGCAUCCUGCCUCAUGUUGUUCUCAGUGACCCUCAUCUUCCUUGGGAAAGGAUUGGGAGUCCAUCGGCUGAGGCUAACCCAAAGGUUGACAAACGCAACAAGGUACCAUGGCUUGCCUUGUUCACCUUCACCCAUGACGAGCUGUUGCUUCAGCCUGGUGCCUUGGGCGAGACCCAGUUCAAACAGACUCCUACCCAGUCUAUCAAAAUGACAGUUGGCGACGUUGUGAAUAUUGGCAAUGUUGUAACUCCGAUAGAGAAAGAACCAGGCCCAGAUGUCAAGGAUAUUGUGACUGAGUUUAUCUUUGUCAAGCCGGACCUCAUCAAGAGCUUUUUCUCCACCUUCGAUAAGGACAACAAGCGCCAGGUGCCAGAAAAGCCCGAUGUUAACCAGUACAAAUAUCUUUCCCAUGUCAGAAAGAUCAACACGAAGGGUAUGGCUAUCGCUGGCCAUGAAGACUUUGGCAUCUUCUCAGUUGUCAUCAGCAACCGUUGUGGGCCGCUGAACAAUCCCACCGCUGCCAAUGUCUCUGUCCAUCUUGUCUCUAUCGAAGGUAUGGAGGCCAUGUCGUGGCCAGCAGCGGGGAAAGACUACGUUGGACUUUGUUCACUCCAUAGCUGGUCCUACACGGUUCUUCCACCCGGGCAGCUAAAUGUCUAUGAUGCGUUUGUGCAUCUGGGGCAAGAACUCAACCUCCUUCGCCCUUUGGAAAGCGUCUUUGAACCUUUAGUGUCAUCCGGAGAUAAAGUAACUGCUCGACUGGGAACUCGAAUUAAAGAUGGCUAUUCACUGGUCAAGUACCGUGUCCAGACUGGUGAACAGACCGUGGCCUUAUAUCGAGGACCUUUUACGCCUACUAGAGUCGCCCGUAAUGGCCAGUUCAGUCACUGCUCCAACUCGGGUCAAGACUUUCAGAUUCUGGAUAAAGAAGUCGGCCUGAUGGAUAUAAGCUACUCGAUAGCUUGGCAGAUAGGCCGUACUUUGGCUCUUGGAGAUCGCGCCUAUGUAGCCGCCCUUUCUCGUCUACGAUCUAUCAUCCGCCGAAAAGCGAUGAAAGAUUCCAAGAUUGAAGCUGUUACAAAGGCAGGAUCAUCUGAGAAUAGUUAUCGUAGCAAAGUCGAUGUUCUGAAAAGCUUGCAAGAUACUAUUGAAAGGCUGCAGCAAAUUCAGUCGCCCACCCCACCUGAAUCGGAUGAGGAUGGUGGUGCUGAGUUCAGCCCCGGGGGAGCUCAAAAGCGUUGGUAUAGACCACAGCUCACCAAAAAGGAGUACCCCAAACUCGGCUUCGCUUCCAAGCUUGUUCAGGAUGAGUACCUAGAGAAGGCUCAAGAGGCUGUAAAGAAGCUGUCCAUGGGCAAGGAUGGAAAUAUGUAUGAUGAGACAAAUGACCCCGUUUCGACCGACUGGAUGGUCGUGUUAUCUUGGAUCGUCGAUCGCAUGUUUCUUGACAGAGUGCCCGCGCACUAUCUCAUCUCAGACCCAAGCCAUCUCCCCCCAGAAGCUUUACGCUUUUUCUACAUCGAUCCGAACUGGGUUGAUGCCAUGGUUGAUGGGGCUUUGAGUCUGGCAAACCAUAUGGGCCAGGACAUGGAUCGAGCUGCCAUCAAAUGGGGUAUCAAUCGUUUCUUGGAGUAUAUCCCUCCCCAGCAGACUCAUCAUGUCCAAAUUCCCACCUACGGCUUCUAUCUGCGCUCGGACCUUGUUACCAUGUAUCCAGACCUCAGAGUGACAACUGUAGGGGAGGAUACUGGUCGUGCGCCCCUUCUUAGUCACGACAUUGUGGCAGAUGGCGUCAUGCUCGGCCUGCUUGAUUGUGUCCCCGGCAAAGAUCUCGAACAAUUGAUCUUCACACAGCCUCCCCAUCAGCAGCGCUUCGCUGCCGGUCCGGACCUCGGCGGCGAUAAGCUAAAGCUUUCCAUCAGAAAACAGUAUACUGUGGAUCAGAAAUGGCACGAGAAAGAAAAUCACAUCUCUCUCAAGAAGUUCGACAUGCUACCGAGUUCAGAGAACAACUGGUUUGUCUGGAGUACCAUCCCCAAACCCUUGGUUGAUGGCGAAGACAUGGGCGAUCCAGAAGCGGAUCUACGAAUCUUGCGUACUUCGUACUUCGCAGAGCAGCAAUUGGACAUUGUUUACAAAGGCAUGGGAGAGUUCACUAAUGAUAAGGGUGAAAAGCAGAAAUUUUUUGACGACAAAACUCCCAACGCUGCGCUUCUCGCCAUGCAGCUCAACGAUCCUUACUACGACUUUAUCGUCUCCUUGAAAGGCUUUAAAAAGUCGGGCAAUGAACAAGAUUCCGGCGGUGCAAAGCCACUAGCGGCUUUGGCUAGUCUUCAGCCGGAAACUCCUCAGCCGUCUCAGGAACUUCGCGACUUGAAGCUCGUAGCUACUUCCACUGUUCCUCGAGUUCCUGAUAGCGAUGGUGAGGAUGAAGAGGAUGACGAAGAGCAUGUUGAGCCUACCCAAAUUUCUCUCAUCCAGGCUACUCCUUCACCACACGUUGUCCCUCAUUGGGGGCGUGAUGAGAGCUACGAGGCGAGGUCUCAUACUCUGCGCAACGAUACGGCUCCCCAUGUCCGAUCUUUGUUUACCGAACAUCUCCAUGACGCCAUGAACUCUGGGACUCCACAUGGUGUCGAAAUUCCUCCUGAAUCAGAGCGUAGGGAUUCCGAGGAUUCCGAGGCACCACGUCCUGAACUCAGGACGAUGUUUGCUGGCGAGGAUCCCAAUGACCUCGGACGCCCAGCUGCUCCGCCAAGAUACAGCUGCGACGUAUACUCCCUCCAAGAAAACUAUGUCAGCCAAGACGAAGACAAUCUGGAGCAAGAUCUCGUCUUCUCAGUUCUUGUAAAAAACAAUGAGUACAGCAACUACUUCCUCAUCGAGUUUGAUAUAGCCAUCGAGCUAGGCGCUGAAGAAGAGUCAAAGUAUAUCAUGGAGACAUACACAGGGCCUGGUGCGCGUAUGCUGAGCAACCUGCGCUUCAACGUUCUCACUUCCUUCACCAAGAUGCCUAUCACAGGAAGGAAAUGCCUGUUGCUCCGCCUCGUGCCUCGGAACAGCGAUGGCGAAAUCCGCAUUGACCGCGUUCAGGAAAUGAGCUUCAUGCUUACGCUGGCCAAGCUGAACAAAUUCAAACGCAAUCAUAGUUUCACAUUUUAUACAUCUGCGUACUACACGGCGGGACAUGAGAAAUAUCCUAUCAACGACGACUUUGAGGUUUCGCUUAAAAGGCGAGAUGUAUGA